AGAAGUGUCAAGUUCCGUUCAUUCCAUCCUGGGUGUUUCUAGAACCUUCUGUUAACUGGGUAAAGUGGCACCCAGCGAAGCGGCAUCAUGUUGGAAUACAUGCUUGGCCUCGUAAAUUUGAAGAGAAAUAAAGUAGUGUAUUAUCCUUCCUUUUCUGGGAAAGCAAUAUAGAAUAAUGGCUAAAAAUAUAAAGUCUGUGGUUAAAGACCUGAUUUUAGAUCUUUGUGCUGUAAUUUACUAGUUACCUGACCUUGGACAUUUUUUAAGUUUCAGGUUACUCGUCUGAGAAAGUUCUUGCAGGAUCUACUGUAGGGCAUUUUGCAGGAUUAAAUACAGAGGAUUUGGCCCAAUUCUUGGCUCAGUACAUGUUAGCUAUCAUUAUAGAGCGUGUGGUGUGAUCUCUUUGGAUGCUUCUUUUUCUCCAAAACCUUAAGAGUUCCAGCCAAUGUUUCCUCAUUUCAAAACUGGAACACUUGGAAGUCACCAGAACACUCUUCAGGGUGUCUGCAGGUGGGAUCCCAUGAUUACUACGUUACCUGGCUUAUACCUGCUGUCAGUUGGAGUGGUCAAACCUGCCAGCUGGAUCUUUGGAUGGUCAGAACAUGUCGUCUGCUCCAUUGGAAUGCUCAGAUUUGUUAAUCUUCUGUUCAGUGUCGGCAACUUCUAUUUGCUGUAUUUGCUUUUCCGCAAGGUCCAACCCAGACACAAGGCUGCCUCAAGUGUCCAGAGAAUCUUGUCAACAUUAACAUUAGCAGUAUUUCCCACACUCUAUUUUUUUAACUUUCUUUAUUAUACAGAAGCAGGAUCCAUGUUUUUUACUCUUUUUGCUUAUUUGAUGUGUCUUUAUGGAAAUCAUAAAACUUCAGCUUUGCUUGGAUUUUGUGGCUUCAUGUUUCGUCAAACUAAUAUCAUCUGGGCUGUCUUCUGCGCGGGAAACAUCAUUGCACAAAAAUUAACUGAAGCUUGGAAAACUGAGCUACAAAAGAAAAAGGAGGAGAGGCUUCCCCCUAUUAAAGGACCAUUUUCAGAAUUCAGGAAAAUUUUUCAGUUUCUUUUGGCUUAUUCCAUGUCCUUUAAGAACUUGAGUAUGCUUUUCCUUUUGACUUGGCCCUACAUCCUUCUAAUGUUUCUGUUUUGUGUUUUUGUAGUUGUUAAUGGUGGGAUCGUUAUUGGUGAUCGAAGUAGUCAUGAAGCCUGUCUACAUUUUCCUCAACUCUUUUACUUUUUCUCUUUUACUCUCUUUUUUUCGUUUCCUCACCUAUUGUCUCCUAGCAAAAUUAGGGCUUUUCUUAGCUUAGUUUGGAAACGUAGAAUUCAGUUUUUUGUGAUUACUUUAGUCUCUCUAUUUUUAGUUUGGAAAUUCACUUAUGCUCAUAAAUACUUGCUUGCAGAUAAUAGACAUUAUACAUUCUAUGUGUGGAAAAGAGUUUUUCAAAGAUACGAGAUUGUGAAAUACUUGUUAGUUCCAAUAUAUAUAUUUGCUGGUUGGAGUAUAGCUGACUCAUUGAAAUCAAAGUCAAUUUUCUGGAAUUUAAUGUUUUUCAUAUGCUUGUUUACUGUUACAGUACCUCAGAAACUGCUAGAAUUUCGUUACUUCAUUUUACCUUAUAUUAUUUAUAGGCUUAACAUACCUCUGCCACCUAUAUCUAGGCUUGUUUGUGAACUGGGUUGCUAUGCAGUUGUUAAUUUCCUAACUUUUUACAUCUUCCUGAACAAGACUUUCCAGUGGCCAAAUAGUCAGGACAUUCAGAGGUUUAUGUGGUAACAUCGGAGAUAUAUAUUGAAUUCUAAAAAUAGACUUAUUUAGACUAUCUCCACAAUGAACAACUGAACAGGUAAAAAUAAUGAACUUUCUUUUGGGGACAAUAGUGGUCCACAGAUCACAUCAGAUUUUUUGUGUUUUAAACAUCAGAUAUAUGUGUUUUAAACAUAUAUAAUAAAUCCAAGGAAGUGGUAAAGAACUGAGAAGAGUUUAAGACUUGCUCCAUAAGCCUAAAUAAUGCAAAAUGAAAUUGUUUACAGUUACUUCAUGAUAUCCCUUUGGUACUGCUGGCCACUCAAAAAGUUUGAAAAAAAUUUGUAAGUAUUAGUUUAAGAAAACUGAGCUUUAUAGUACUGAAACUUAUUUAUUAAUUCUCUUCAGAAAGCAAUAGCAGGCAAAGUAUUUGAAAAAAUUUGCAAAUGAUCAGGUAAUAUUCUUGAUUGAAAGGUUACUUAACAUUUCAGUAAAUAUAAUUUUAAUCAUAAGGCAAAAUAGACUCACAAAGAUAAUGUUAUAAAUUAGAAGCUCAUCUAGUUUAUCUUGUAAUUAAGUUGUUGAUUUUUGUUAAAAGUCUAGAAAUGAUCAACCCCUUUCACUAACUCUUUACUUUUGUUUUAUUUAUUUAUUUUUUUAGAGAGAGAGAGAGUGCAUGCACAUGUGAGUGGCUGGAGGAGGGAUGCAGGGAAGGGAAGGCAGAAAGAGAAGGAGAGAGAAUCUUAAGCAGACUCCAUGCCCAGUGCAGAGCUCGAUGUGGGGCUCAGUCUCACAGCCCUGAGACCUGAACUGAAAUCAAGAAUUGGGUGCUUACCCCACUGAGCAUCCCAAGCACCCCACUAAUUAUUUUUUUAAGUAUUUAUUUAAGUAAUCUCUACACCCAGUGUGGGGCUUGAACUCAUGACCCCAAGAUCAAGAGUGGCACACUAUUGACUGAGACAACCAUGCCUCCCUUUCGCUAAUUCUUAGUAUGAAAUGUAUGAUGGACGAAGGUAAAAUGUGUUGAUGAUAAUACCUUUUAAAAGGGAUUUUCAUUCUAAAAUACAUUACUGUAUAGUUUCUUAUGGCUGCCGUAACAAAUAACAACAAACUUGGUAGCUUAAAAGUAUCUGUCAUAGCUCUCGAGGCUGGAAGUCUAAAAUUAAGGUGUUGGCAGGGCUGGUUACUUCUGGAGGCUCUGAGGGAGAAUCUAGCAUGCAGUUCUUGCUGUUCCUUGGUUUACAGAUGCAGCACUCCAAUCUCUGCCUCUGUCUUCACAUGGUCUUUCUCUUAUAAAGAUAAUGUCAUUGGUUAGGGUUUACCCUAAUCCAGGAUGGUCUCAUGUUGAGAUCUUUAAUUAAGUCUACAAAGACCCUUUUACCAAACAAGGGCACAUUUACAGGUUCCAAGUAAACAUCUUUUUUGUGGGAUACUUUUCACCCACUGAAGUUACCAAAGUAUAUUUUAGGAUAAAUAAAAUUAGUAGGAAAUAAUUCCUUUGCUGAGAUAUUUUAAAUUAUGUCUUUACUGAAAGGUAAUUCUGAGAUAACGUAAUUACAAAAGAAAAGGUAAUUGGUAUUUGAUUCCAUUAUCCAAAAUAGAAUUGAAAGGAACUUUAGAAAUCAUUUGAUCUAAUCUUAUUUUGUAGGUUAGGGAGCUACCUCUUAGAUAGGAUUUUUUGUGUGAGUCUUUGGAUUCUGUGUCUACUAUUUCUUGUACAUUCAUUGUGUUGUCAUUCCGUUACAGAAAAGUAUUAUUCAGACAUGUUAAUUUUGACAUGAAAACAGAACUGUGAAUACAAUUUAUUUUUUAAUUUCACUUUACAUUUGUAAACUUAAAAAUAACUGUGAAAAAAUUACUUUGUCUUUAAUGUUGGAUUGUGCUUUGGGUUUUAAACGGUGGGUAGAUGUGGAAAGGAUUCUGCAUUUGCAAAUAUAAAAUUGUACAGGUGAAAAUUACAGAUACAGUCUUAAGUAAUAAGUACAGGGCAAUCUUGUAUUCUGUUCAGUACUUAGAAAGUAGAUUGACUCUGGUUGUAACAGUGAUUGUUGACAGAUGUCUUUACUCAUUUUAUUUUUUGGUAAUUAGGUAAGAAAACACAAAGAAAUUAUUAUAUUAUAAUGAUCUGAGUUCCAGGAUAUCAAAAUAAAUAACUUCCUUAUCUGUUAUUAUUAAUGCAAGGCUUUUGUGAUUAAGAAUAUUUCUGAGUUGCAUUCUAACAAACAUGAGAAGACCAUUCCACUCCAUAGAUUAGGGGAAUCACUGUUCCAGUUUAUUUGUAAGUGUUAAAUUCCUGCUAUUUUAAGAGAUUGUUUGGAGGAAAUCCACACUCAGAGAGAAACAGGUUAACCUUCCUUGUUUUCUAUAAAGUAUAUAAAAUACAGUACUUAACAUUUUAAAAAAGAAUACUGUGAAUUAAAAGGUGCUGUGGAGUGUAGCUUUUAGAAAUAUCCUAAGUUGCAUUUGUGUUUUGAAUAUUUUUCAAGAAUUAUUGAGUACAUAUUUUUGACAUGAAUUUUUAAGAAGUUAAAUGUAAUUGAAUUUCUUGAUUAAAAGAUGAUUAUUUUAAGAAAAGUACUGAUAUGUUGGACAGGCUGUGGAGCCUUGCAAUUAUUACUGAAAUCUUUAAGUAGGAUUAUUUUAAAGAAUGUCAUAGAAAGAUUUAGUCCAUACAUUUUUAAGCCUUGUAAUAAAUCUUUUUGAACUUUUUCUAUCUUACAUGAAAUUCCAUAGAUAAAAAGUAUUUCUGUUCUAUGGUGUCAGUAAGCUUGCAGUGUGCUGUGUGUUUCCUCACAUAUUUAUGUUUUCUUUUAGUGGAUACCUAGGGAUCUUUUUAAUGUAUCUUAUGUUUUAAAAUUAUUUGGAAAUACAAUGUUCCUGAGCUUACUAAACAUAGAAUGUCAUUUUGGUAAGAUAAAUUGUGUUAGCUGUCUGACCUCUUCCUCCUCCUCUUAAAGUUAUUUCUGGAACAUGCUUAGUCUGUCAUGAAGUACAUUAAUUUAAGUAGCUUUAAUAUAGUUUAUUUCUAAUAGAUAAAUAUCUAAAUGUAGUAUAUUUCUAGUUUGAAUUUAACGGCCACUAUGCUUGACAUUUUUAUUUUUUUCUUGAUAAUUGCUGAAGACAGGAGAGGAAAAGAAAAGAGAGCCUCAUUAUUAGUGGACAGUUAUUUUAGUUAUUUUAGUAUUUAAGUAAAAUACUGAUAGGAAAAAUGAAUUCAUGUUGAUUAGGUUGAGAGCAUUUAUUAUCUUUGAGGCAAUUAGAAUUUUUUUAAGUGAAACAAGAAAAAAGUAUCAUGAAAAAGCUUUUUUGAAUGGAAAUUUAAAUAUGACUUAGAAACCAUGGGCUUGUAGAAAAAGCAUUUAACAUGAAAGUUAGGAUUUCUGUAUUUGUGGCUUUAGAUUUAAUAAACUAAGUGAUUUAGUCUUUUGUCCUCAUUUCAAAUGAGAACAGUAUUUGUCAUGACUCUGGUUAUUCUAGCCUGACAUAUGUCUAGUCGUAUUUCAGAAAUAAUUCAGCCCCCGCCAUAUAUCCAUAAAGUUCAUAAAUAUAUAGUAAAUGUCAAAUAAAUGUAUACUGAAUGAAGUUUUUAGUAUAGGAUGAAGUGAAUGUCUUAGAAAAAUCAUACUAUAUAACCAUAAGCUAAUUUUAGGAAAUAAAUCACAUGCUUCUUAAUGAAAGCCAUCCUAAACUUUUUUCUGCCUAAAUUUUCUGACGUAGUUUUAACUUUUUUUAUUUACUGUAGUGUUUAAAACUUACACAUGUAUUUACUUGUAAAUAUGUUAUAAUGUUAUUAUAAUAGGAUGUGAUUUCAAAAUUGUUGCUGUUUAUUUAAAAUAAGAAAGUAACUUUCAACCAUUAAAAUAUAAUAGCAGUAAAACUUUGAUGCUUAUUAAACUCUUAAGGGAAAAGAGAUUUCAACCAUUUAUGAAUAAUUUGUGUUAUUUUAGUUAAGCUGCAUUUUAGUAUAUUAGGGAUAACUGUCACUUUUUAUUUAGGGUAUUUUUUGAUGUAUUUAAAUGUGGACAAUAUGACAAACAUUUCCAAUAUAAAACAGUAUAGCUGAGAAAAUGAUAAUAAAAAUGGAUAGAUGAUAUAUUUUUUAACACUUACCCAUGAAUCUAACACUAAAUUCUUUAACAUUUGGAAAUUAUUUCUAGGGUAAGAAGUGUUGCCACGGUAAAGAAAUCCAAUAAUAUCAUAUUUUCUUGUUAAAAAUUGGGCAUUUGAUGAAUUCAAUGUUAAUUAAAUUUGAGCCCAGUGCUUCACCAUCAGACAAAAAGAGAUAUGGUAUUUUUCUGAGGAGAUAAAUAUUAAGCUUUGUAUUGAUAUUUUUUCACACAGACUGGAACUUUACCAUGAUUCAGUUCAGUUGAACCAUUGGGGUUGAGGGGUCAUAAAAAAUUAGGAAGAGAGGGAAGAAAACUAAUGGUAACUAAUAAUUGCUGUCAUUUAUUGAGUACCUACAGUGUUCUAGGCAUUGUACUAGCUGUUUUGUAAACAUUGUCUCAUUUGAUCCAACUUAUAUUUAUAUGAAGCAGAUACUCAUUUGUCUUUCACUGCUGGAGAAACUAAAGUUAAGGCAGAUCAGGCAAGUCCCCAAAGUCAGCGCUGUCACUGAACAUAGAUUGGCUUGACUCCCAAGCCUGUGAGGGUUUUUUUUUUGUUUUUUUGUUUUUUUGUUUUUAAGAUUUUGUUUAUUUGAUUUGUUUAUUUGCUGAGAGACUCAGCAAGAGAGGGAACACAAGCAUGGGGAAUGGGAGAGGGAGAAGCAAGCCUCCCUCCAAGCAGGGAGCCCAGAUGCUGGGCUCAAUCCCAGGACCCUGGGAUCAUGACCUGAGCUGAAGGCAGCCGAUUCAUGACUGAGCCACCCAGGUGCUCCCCCCGCCCCCCACUGCCACCAAGCCUUUUAACUGAGAAUCUGCCUCAGAAAAUUUUUCAUUAGGAGAAGUAAAAUAUGGAGAGAGAGGUGAUAAUCUGUCUUGACUCUGCAUUAGCCAGAAAAUUCAUGACCUAUUGUUUUUUGUACCUAGUCAUUUUUUUAAAUGCUAGCAGCUGUUUAAAGGAGCAUGAACAGAUAGUUAUAUGAGAAAGGACUUUUAAAACUAUAUUUAGGAUGUUUAGCUUGGAGAAAUAUAGAUCCUACAAUUUGAUAAGCUCUUAUAAUUGAGUAAGUAUUUGGAAGAAGGAUUGGACUGUUCUUUAUUCCCUGAAGUUUAUAUCAAGGGCCAACAGAUUUCAGCUGAUUAAAUUUAAAAAAAAAAGUACAUUCUGUAAUUUUUUAGUCUCUCUCUGGGAAUAGAUCCAGAAAAAAGUAAGUUUCUCCACUCAUUGACAAGAUUUCUGUUUAGCAGGAAUGCUUCAGAAGAGAUUCAGAUCGUAAGUAGAGUUAAAAUGUUUUUUUAAGGUGUCUCACAACCCAGUGAUUUGAAAUUCAUUAAGUUUGUUACAACUAAUAUUUUUUGCAUUAAUGAAUAAGUCAUGGUGAAGUAUUUCUGGUGGAUUGCAUGCUGUAUUUAAUAUAUUUUAAAUUUCUGAACAAAAACUGUACUUUUAACUCUACUUGUUUAGAAAUAAAUUUGAGAUAUACAACUUAGUAGGACAUAUUUUUAGCUGUAGUGUUUAAGCGUACUGCUAAUGUAGUUUAAAUUUGUUUUCUAUUUUUUAAAAUCCCCUUUACAUUAGUGAAGAGAAUGUGCUUCUAUUUGAAAAGGAUUUUCCUCAAGAUAAAUAGGGCAAGCACUAUCUAUAAAAUGUUUUUAAAUGCAGUAUCCACUAGGUGGUGAUAUUAUACUAUAUUUCUGAGUGUUCUGGUACUAAAACUUUCUUAAUCUGUGUUAACUUUUUUUAUAGUUUUAGUUUUGAACUACAAAGUAAUUUAUAGUCAUCCAUGUCUAUUUAUUAUAAUGUUAUUCACAAUAUUUUCUAAAUUAUAUGAAGCUAAGGUAAAUGUAAAAAAACAAUCAUUUUUGUGUUGUGUAAUCCUUUUAGGUGAUAUAACCUAAUAUAUCUUCUCAUAUGGCUUUCUUUAUUUCAUAUGGUGUAGAUGAGAUCUUUUCCCACAGUCAGUGAAUGAUGAUGGUAAAAACUUGGAAACUCCUUUAUCAUUAAAUUAGCCACUAUUUUAAGUGCUUUACCCAUAUUUAUGAAUCAUAACAAACCUGUGGGAUCAGUACCAUUUUUAAUAUUUUCACUCUGCACAGGAAGAAACUGCAUAUAGGAAGAUUAAAUAUUUUGCCCAAGAUCACAAAAUAACUGGCUGAGCUGGGGUUUACAUCUAAAGCAGGCUGACUCCAGAAUCCAUAUUAACUUAUCAGUUGAUGGAGAAAAGGGUGAAGGGCAUCAAGUCUACCUUCCAAUAAUAGCGUUUUAGAAAGAAAAGCAUGAGGAAUGUGGUUAUACUCCCUAUUUUUAUAAGUCAGGACAAUGAGGCCCACACUAAUUUUGAGUAUUCCAGAGGCAGAUCUUCCAUCUGCCAUGUUAUCCUCCAGUUCUGUUUUGGUGAUAGUAUCUCAGAGUGAAAUGUGUAUGUACUUAAGAAUUUAAGGGAGGGGAAAAAACAAAACCCUCAGGACUGGAGUCUUAGUCAUAUUUACAUUGAAAUAAAGACCUUUGUUUUAAUUAGAUGAUUCCAGCUACCAAAUGGAGGAGCAUAGUUGUUUGAAAAUUAUUACUUAGUUUCUCCAAAGAGACUCCCAUUUGGAAGCAAAUUGUCAAACAUGACAUACUUUGGAAUUUUUUAAAAAUUUUGACUGGAAAAGCUUAAUCUUUUUUAAAAAACCUAUAAGUACAUGUUGUAGAUGCUUUUAAGUUUUAUAUUUUGUUAGAUAACCAUGCCGUAAAAUGGAAAUGUUUAUUUGACUUCUACAAUUAUAUUGUGGUUUUUUGUCAUUUAAAACUGAUUUUUAAGUAAAUCUAUUUAUAAGAAUAAAAGAUAUACUUGUUUUCUUUUUUAAAAAGUUUGUUCAAAUAUGGUUUCAUUUUGCUUGUAAAUAAAUUCAUGUUUUAUAAUAA
Molecule: messenger RNA, 8746 nt
Organism: Mustela lutreola (European mink)
Lineage: Eukaryota; Metazoa; Chordata; Mammalia; Carnivora; Mustelidae
Product: dol-P-Glc:Glc(2)Man(9)GlcNAc(2)-PP-Dol alpha-1,2-glucosyltransferase
Exons: 3
Coding region: 446-1765 (439 amino acids)
Biological process (GO): protein N-linked glycosylation; dolichol-linked oligosaccharide biosynthetic process
Cellular component (GO): endoplasmic reticulum
Molecular function (GO): dolichyl pyrophosphate Glc2Man9GlcNAc2 alpha-1,2-glucosyltransferase activity
Source: RefSeq, a predicted model, not a curated record